AUGGAUGAACCUCCAGCAGCACUAUGUUGGGACAGCAUCUGGAGGUUCACAACCUCUGUGGUCCGUAGGAGCCACUGUGAAGGGGGCGCAGGGAAGGAUUUGCCAUUUUCAGUGGAAAACAAGGGGCGAUUAUUACUUAUGAUGACUUUGUACUUUGGAUCUGGAUUUGCUGUACCUUUUUUUAUACUAAGACAUCACCUGCUUAAGAAAUAA
Mustela erminea (ermine) is the source of this 213-nucleotide messenger RNA. RefSeq names its product cytochrome c oxidase subunit 7C, mitochondrial-like. Gene Ontology annotation, biological process: mitochondrial electron transport, cytochrome c to oxygen. Bases 1 to 213 code for a protein of 70 amino acids. Lineage: Eukaryota; Metazoa; Chordata; Mammalia; Carnivora; Mustelidae. The record is from RefSeq and is a predicted model, not a curated record. The transcript is spliced from 2 exons.